GUAUUUACAAGGUAUGUCGUCUAAUAAAGAAAUUCGAGUCGGUGGAAAAUCGUACCAACCUAUAAAAGACACAGCAAAACGCUAUGACAAGGAUAAAGAGAAACCAGUGGUGACGACAAAUCUUGUUGAUAAACAGAGGAGAAAACUUGACAACCUCAUGGCUAGAAUUGAUAAGCCUAUAAACCUUCCUGAACGGCCGAAGGAGUGGAAGCCGUCAGAUCCCAGAGAGUUCGUAAGGAAUGUGAUGGGAAGUAGUGCUGGUGCUGGAAGUGGAGAAUUUCAUGUAUACAGGGCCAUAAGAAAAAGAACAAUGCAACGAGAAGAGUUCCUUACAAAGAAUAAAGAAGAAUCAGACGUGCAAAAAGAAUUCAAUAAAAGGGUAGAUGAAAAUCGCGAAAAGGAGGAUGCAAAGACAGCGAAGAAACGUCUUAAAAGGCAGAAGCAAAAAGCUAACAAGAAAAAACCAAAACAGGAAACUGUUGAGAUUAGUGAAGAAUCAGAUUUAGAGGAAGAGACUGCUAAUGAAAAUGAGAGCCAACCUGUGAGGGAUAGUAAUAAAACUGAUGAAAUUAAUCAUGAUUGUGAUGAAAACAAAGAAUCGUUGUCAGAUGAUAUCGAAGAUGGAACUAAAACGAUUGAAUCCGCAGUCAGUGUCAAUGGUGAUUCAAAUAGUUAAGCUUUUACACA
Bolinopsis microptera is the source of this 687-nucleotide messenger RNA. Its product is annotated as PRKR-interacting protein 1 homolog. Bases 14 to 676 code for a protein of 220 amino acids. Gene Ontology annotation, molecular function: double-stranded RNA binding; protein kinase binding; protein kinase inhibitor activity. Gene Ontology annotation, biological process: negative regulation of protein kinase activity. Gene Ontology annotation, cellular component: nucleolus. The record is from RefSeq and is a predicted model, not a curated record. Lineage: Eukaryota; Metazoa; Ctenophora; Tentaculata; Lobata; Bolinopsidae. The transcript has 3 exons.